AUCACACUCUCUUCUUCUUCUUCUUCUUCUCAAAAUCCGAACUUUCCAAAAAAAAAAAAUUACUCAAAAUCAUCAUGGGUUUGAUAUCUUCUCCAUCAGUAGAAGAAUCUCAUUACCAUACCCACAAGAUCUUCCUUUUCUCCAACUACAUCCUUCUCGGUGCCGCCACGAGCUGCAUCUUCCUCACACUCUCUCUCCGUCUAAUCCCAUCGAUCUGUGGAUUCCUCCUCAUCCUCCUCCACGCCACCACGAUCGCCGCCGCGGUCUCAGGCUGCACCGCCGCUUCCUGCGGGAGAAACCGGUGGUACGCUGCUCACAUGGUAGCCACUGUGCUCACUGCAAUAUUCCAAGGAUCUGUCUCUGUUCUCAUAUUCACCAACACAUCGAAAUUUCUCGGGAGCCUCAAAUCGUAUGUGCGUGAGGAAGAUGCUGCUGUGAUCUUGAAACUCGGUGGUGGGCUUUGUGUUGUGAUCUUUUGUCUUGAUUGGGUCGUUCUUGUGUUGGCUUUCUUCAUGAAGUACUAUGCUUAUGUCGAUGGUGGUGAUAACCGUGGAGGUGUUGCGAUGAAGAGGACUGGUAAAGUACAGAGUGAGGAGAAUCCUAAGGAUUGGCCAUGGCCGUUUCAAGUUUGAAAAUGAGUGUUUUUUUUUUGUUUUGUGGUGAGAGUUGUGAUUUGUUCAUUUUUUUUCUUUCUUGAGUGUUUGAUGUAUUUGUCAAUAAUU
Eutrema salsugineum is the source of this 722-nucleotide messenger RNA. RefSeq lists its product as uncharacterized. The transcript has a single exon. The record is from RefSeq and is a predicted model, not a curated record. Lineage: Eukaryota; Viridiplantae; Streptophyta; Magnoliopsida; Brassicales; Brassicaceae. Bases 75 to 632 code for a protein of 185 amino acids.